This is a messenger RNA of Notothenia coriiceps (black rockcod), 3370 nucleotides long. RefSeq names its product SUN domain-containing ossification factor-like. The record is from RefSeq and is a predicted model, not a curated record. The transcript has 3 exons. NCBI's taxonomy places the organism in Eukaryota, Metazoa, Chordata, Actinopteri, Perciformes, Nototheniidae. Bases 20 to 430 code for a protein of 136 amino acids.
UUUCUCCUCCUAUGACGAUAUGAGCCUAAAGCGCAGGGUGACCUGUCCGCUCGUUCGCUCCAAGUCCUUUCACUUGUCCUCUACAGAAGUAGGUCCCGAUGACUUGUACAUUGUAGAACCUCUAAGGUUUUCUCCAGAGAAAAAGAAAAAGCGUUGCAAGUCAAAGUCUUUGGACAAGGUUGACAUUCUGAAGCUGGCCGACCCCUGUGCUCCUCUCACAAACGGGACUCUGAACUGCAACGGCUUCCAACCUUGCCCCCCUUCCCCCCCUCCUCCACCACCACCACCACCCCCCCCUCCCUCCUCCUCCUCCUCCUCCUUCCCCUCCUUCCCUUCCACCACCUCCUUCUUCCUCUGCGGAGGAGGCGUCGUCACUGCCCACCUGCACCUCCUCAGAGACCAGCAGCUGCAGCUCGUCCACCCACUCUGAGGAGUCCUACACGAGCCGCCUCCCCCCCCCCUCCCCCAUCCGCUCCUCCACAGACCUGUGCAAUGGACACAGCCUGCCUUUCUCCCUCCAGCCGUCUCCCACCAAGUCCCGGCAGGACAAGCGCUCGAUGAAGAGGAGGAAGUCCCGGCAGACGGAGCUGCAGUUCCCUGCCCUGCGUGGGGGGGGCGUGGGUUCUCUGCCCAGCCUGCAGCAGCUCAUGAAGGGAAACAAGGAGAUCAGUGUUGGACCAUCGGGUUGACAGCAAUCACCGGACAUGUCUGAAAGCCCACACUUUAACACAACUUUCUACUCACAACACACACACACUAUGUGGUGGCAGAUCUAUGAGGAGAUGAGGUACUUACUGCAUCCCAAAGAACCACAUUUCCCAUGAGCACCCAGGCGCACCGUGGAACUGAAAUGGCUGUGGCAGCAGAAGCUCCACAACAACCAGUCCUUAACCACUCCUGUCAAAGAGCUGUUUACGGUUAUGUGCCUUUAUAUCUGUUCUAGACAUUUUAAAGCUAAAAAUAUUAAAUGUAAAGAAUUGUGAAAGCGGACGAGAGAGAAACUGCAGUGGGGAGGGAAACAUUUAAUCCAGUCAAAUCCAUUGAAGUGUGUUCAAGGUGUUUUCUCUUCUUGAUAAGCACAUUGUCCCAUGACAGUUGAGCACCAGUAAGCUUUUAUCCCCACAAAGUGAGGAGGCCUCAGCUCUACGUUCCUUCACCCCCGGGGGCAUCAGGAAGUAUUAGGCUUCUCUUUUGGAUGAAUUGUGUUGUCGUGACAGACGUGGGGAGCAUAACAAACUACUUCUCUUCUUUCAUUGCCAUCAUUUAAUCCAUUCUGUCUCUGUAUUGCAUCCUCACAUGACUGCAGGUGUGUGUUCUGGGACCAGAGUGUUUCAGCUCUGCUCCUCUUCCUCUGUCUCCGUCAGUCUGUUCCAAACCAACCAUCAGAGCUGAAUGAAGAACAUCACGUUACCUGUCUGAAUGUGUUAGUCCUCUCAGUUUAGUGUCCUGUUUAACCUCAAAUUACAAAUACAAUCCCAGCAGUCUGUAGGUCCUACUAGGCCACAAAGAGAUGUUUCCUACUCAGUCAGUUUGGGCUGGGCCCGAAAAGCUUGCACAUACUGUACACCCAUUACAGAGAAAUUGCAAUAAUACAGAAACAUGUUGUGACUGUGAGGAAUGUAAAGUGAAGAACAGGCUAGAGGUAGCCAUGGUGUUCGAUUUUCUUUUUCUUCGUAUAUAACUGAGCCAUGCUCCUCUUUUAUCGUUGCUGGUGUGGUUGGUUUGAAUUAUUCACAUUACCAGUAUGUAGACAUGAAUUAACUGUUUUCGAAUACAAUGUACUUUAGGAGCACAUUGGGCUGCAGAGCUGAAUGUUUACACACACACACACACACACACACACACACACACACACACACACACACACACACACACACACACACACUACUGGGAGUUCAGUUUUAUUUAUGUAUUUAUUUAUUUAAAUGACUACAGAUGUUUUUAACCUAACUUGCAUGUCUCCCGAUCCUGCAGUGUCAAGUAAGUUGAUCCUCGUGAGUAUGUUACAGAAAUAUGACGGUGAAAUGCCCUCAACAACCGCACUGACACAUGGCCAUGGUAGAUGGCUAAACCACGGACAGUUUUCUUUUUCUUUUUUUUUACAUUUUAUCUUCGGCUCUGACAUUAUGGCCGCCACUUAUUCUGUUUACCUCGGCCUGAAUUAUCAGAUGGGAUAGCAGUUACAUGUCCUGCAGCAGAUAACAGGAUCCUUUUAGUAUUGAUUUACACAACUGCAGGCUUUUUAGGAUCGUCACACUGCUGGUUUUGUAUUUGCUAAGAGCUGCUGGGUAGAUGGAAGUAGAGGAAGUGAGUGUAAAUUAUUCUUCUUUCUUCCGUGUGCUUUUUUUUAGCACCUUUGUUGGAUCGCUUUCCAAACGAUUUUAACUCGCCCCGUUUAUGAUUUCAUGACUGACCUGCGCUAAGACUCAGAUUUGAAUAAUGUGAGAAGGGGUAUUCUUUUUUUUUUUAAUAAUAAAAUAUAUUUUGUAUUGUAUGUAUGCAGUAUGUCUCUGACUGGCACUGUGUGGUUGGUCUUGUGAACAUUAUGACCGAGACAGAGAUUUUUCAUCUUACUCCAUCAAAAGACACCAUUACCUCUGCUUCUACAGCUCCUUUUGUCUUUACAUAUCUUUACCCACCAACGUCACCUCUGACCUCCAUUGCACGACUUUCCGUAACUGUGAACAAAAGUUGAAUAUGCCUGCGUUUAUUAACCACUCUAACAUGUUCUCAUUAGAAGCUAAAAGUGCUUAUCACUCUCCACGCCUGCUUUCCCGACUAGCUAAUUAUUUUUAUUGUGCAUCUUCACUCUCAUUGUACGCUCUAGUCUUUUAAUCACUUGUCAUUGCUCUUUGACUUCGGUUUUGCCCCACCUUGAAUGAUACUUGUGGUUUGUGAGGAGAAGAUUAUGAAUCUAUGAAUAAAGGGAACGCAGCAAAGAUGGUUAAAUUAGGAACACUAUAAUUGUGAUUCUGUUCCACAAACCAAGCAAAUCAUGAGGUUUUUUUUACCCUUUUUGAAUCUGUAUGAUCUUACGUUUGUGUGUGUAAACCCGUAUGCAUGUGAGAAUUAUUUGUUGAUCUCAUGUAUGUGUGUCUGUGCUGUGAGACUACUUUGAAUUGACUUACCCCGAAACGCAGCGAGUAGGGAGAAUGUCCUCGGAAAGAAGUUCUAGGAGCUCAGUGUGCACUUUGUAUAACUCCUCAUGCCUUUUUGUUUUUCUACCUUAAGCGUCAAGUGCUAUCUUUUUUCUCUCUCUGAUUACUCUGAAGAGCUGCAGAGUAUUUUGGAGCAACAGUGAGUUACUACAAAACUGUAGUGCCAUUAGAAACUGUGAAUUUCUAAAUAAAACCUUUUUUGUUGUCUUUCA